Podospora bellae-mahoneyi is the source of this 596-nucleotide messenger RNA. RefSeq lists its product as uncharacterized. The record is from RefSeq and is a predicted model, not a curated record. The transcript is spliced from 2 exons. NCBI's taxonomy places the organism in Eukaryota, Fungi, Ascomycota, Sordariomycetes, Sordariales, Podosporaceae. Bases 258 to 596 code for a protein of 112 amino acids.
CGGAAUUUGAAGUUCCAAGAUUAUGAUGGCCAUUCAAAAUUCACUACCCAAGACAUGUCUCAUCAUCAGACAUCACUGCUUGACCACCACUGCCAUGCAAACACUAGCUGUUGACCUUCAACUUGACAGUUCCUCACCUCUAGUCAACCGUCAAAACGUACGCCAUCCAAACCUUCAAUGUUGGACGUCAUUUCAACUCUCAUGUCACUCCUCCUCGCCCAAAAACUCUCCCUCUCUGAUUUCAUGACAUCCUCGCCAUGACCGCCGCCCUCAUCGCCAAUCAGCCCAGUGUAACCCCAAACGUCCCUACUUUCCCCUCCUUGCAUAACAUCUGCGACAUUCCCGCCAAAAGCAGAAAGUCCCCAACCCAGAAACACGGUAACUUCCGAGUCAUGUCAUGUCAUCAUCAUCCCAAUGCCCCGCACCUAACCUACCACCUUCAACCUCACCCAACAAAACAAAAACACCGUGCUCUGACGGAUAUCAAAACCGUACAGUGCGCCACCUUAGCUAGCCUCAUGCAAUGCACCUGGUCGCGUGCCACUGUUGCCCCCCUAGGAACCGGGCCUCGAACGUUUGGGGCAGCUCAAAAGUAA